Theobroma umbraticum is the source of this 914-nucleotide messenger RNA. RefSeq names its product BRI1 kinase inhibitor 1-like. Gene Ontology annotation, cellular component: plasma membrane. Lineage: Eukaryota; Viridiplantae; Streptophyta; Magnoliopsida; Malvales; Malvaceae. The record is from RefSeq and is a predicted model, not a curated record. Gene Ontology annotation, molecular function: kinase inhibitor activity.
AAAACCCCACCUUCAAUUGCAAUCGAUUUGUCUCCAGCAGAUGACAUUUUCUUUCAUGGUCACUUGCUCCCUCUCCACCUCCUUUCUCACCUUCCAGUGUCUCCGCGUUCCUCUACAAAUUCAUUGGACAACUUCACCCUUCCCGUAAGAGAGUUGUUAGAUGACCACAAACCUGAUAAAACUAGCAGCAAUCGUAGCAAAAGCGACAGCAAUAUCAGAACCAACAUCAACAGCAACAAGAACCAUGACAAAGUUAGUAACCGUCGUCAAAGCAACGACAUUGAAGGAAAAGGAAGAAGCAAGUCCAAGUCUUUCUCUAUAUUCAGUUUAACAAGAUGGCAGAAAGGGCGUGACGUUACAGAAACACAAGAAAAAGAGAAGCACAAUAAGAAAAAGAUGAGAUUCGACGUAAGCCGUGUAUUAAAGAGGUACGUGAGGAUGGUUCGGCCUUUAUUGUUCUUCAGAGGGAGGAGAGACAAUCUCCAUCUCCGUCGGCAGGCUUAUUCAUUUUCAGGUAACUUGAGUUUGAGAAACAAGCAAGAGUUGAGAGGAAGAAGAGGAGAAUAUUCAGCGCCUGCUUCAAUGAGGACAUCUCCUACAAAUAGUGGCCUCCUUGUUGCAACCACAGGUUUUCCUUCUUCUACUAGUGACAGCACCAUGGAAGAGUUGCAGGCUGCAAUUCAAGCUGCAAUUGCUCAUUGCAAGAAUUCCAUUGGAGAAGACAAACUCAAAUGCUAGGCUUGGUUUUCAUUUUUCCACCCAUAUUUAUUCAAUUUCUAUAAGUUAAAUUACCUUUUGAUCUUCUCUUCCUUUUUUACUACAUAGUUAUAUUUAUGUUUUCCUGUGUAUAAAAAAUGGUACAUAUAAAGGAGUAUGAAAUUAGCCAUGGGAAAGAACAAUUAAGAUUUGUUUAA